AACCUCAGUCGGUCGCUGACGUAUUAAUACUCGCGGGGCAGUUCCUUUCAUAUAGAAUCGGAUUACAUCCGGGGGUUGUAGUCGCGUUUACGGAUGCAUUUAACCCGGUGUAAAGAACUGCAAACGAAGGAAAUCAUAAUCUAUGCCAGCGAUUGCUAAAAGUUGAUUGGAACUAUAUAGCGACACAAACGAGUCAAAAGAAAUGAUCAUGGAAGUCUCGGAGAAAGAAUGUUUACGUAUGGAACCGAUUGACUCUCAAAGUCCUAAUAAGGAGAACAACGAAGUCACUGCAGAUUGUGUAAAUAAUACUGAUGGUAUAAAUAAUGUUGAAAAUAUGUUAUCUCAAAUUGAAGAUACAGAUUAUGAUCCUCAUAUGCAUCGGAAUAGACCAAAUCCAACUUCAAAUUUUGAAACCCUGGUUCAUCUACUGAAAGGCAGUUUGGGCACGGGGAUUUUAGCAAUGCCGAAUGCAUUUUACAAUAGCGGUCUGGUGGUCGGCGUCAUUGCUACAGUUAUCAUAGGUGCAUUGUGCACGUACUGCUUACACGUACUCGUAAAGGCGCAGUAUAAAUUGUGUAAACGGUUAAAAGUUCCUAUAUUGAGCUAUCCGCUUAGCAUGAAAUACGCUCUGGAGAAAGGUCCUCGAUGCGUGAAAUGGUUUUCACCCUAUGCACCAGGACUCGUAGACGGGUUUAUGAUAACGUAUCAAUUGGGAAUUUGCUGCGUUUAUAUCGUGUUUGUAGCAUCAAAUAUCAAACAGGUGACAGACCAGUAUUGGGCACCUUUGGAUAUUUCAACCCAUAUGCUCAUUUUGUUGCUUCCGCUGAUUUUGAUAAACUACAUUAGAAAUCUGAAGUUAUUGGCGCCGUUUUCCACGCUAGCAAACUUAAUUACGUUCGUUGGACUCACCAUGAUUCUUAUAAAGUAUAUGUUUCAAGAUCUACCGCCGAUCAGCGACAGGGAGAUGUUUGGUACAUUAAGAAAUUUUUCCCUCUAUUUUGGAACGACGUUAUUUGCGUUAGAAGCCGUCGGUGUGAUUAUAGCUCUGGAGAACAACAUGAAAACACCACAAAGUUUUGGAGGCUAUUGUGGUGUACUAAAUAUAGGGAUGACUGUGAUUGUUAUCUUAUACAUAGCUAUAGGUCUUUUCGGCUACAUAAAGUACGGAUCCGACGCCAAAGGAAGUGUCACUUUUAAUCUGCCGCCAGAAGAAGCUAUGGCUCAAAGUAUUAAAAUAAUGUUUGCGAUCGCUAUAUUUAUAACAUAUGCCCUGCAAGCCUACGUACCUGUCGAAAUUUUGUGGACCACCUAUUUAGAUCAUCGAAUACAAAACCGCAAAAUUUUAUGGGAAUACGCUUGUCGAACCUUUGUUACCCUAGUCACAUUUAUCCUGGCGAUCGCUAUACCGAGACUCGGCCUAUUUAUCUCCCUCUUCGGCGCGCUCUGUCUGUCCGCCCUCGGCAUCGCUUUCCCGGCUAUUAUCGAUAUAUGCGUCUCGUGGCCGGAACACGAUUUCGGUCCCUUCAAAAUCAUGUUAAUCAAGAACUUCCUCCUGAUCGUGUUCGGCCUGCUGGGUCUCGUGGUGGGAACCUACGUUAGCAUCGUGGAAAUAGUAAAAUCCUUCAAGCCAGUUUUACAGACAGGUUUGCCGUCCCUAUAGAGGCACCGACAUCUAGCGUGACUUCGUUAAUUUAUAAAUUUGAUAAAAGGGAAAAUGGAUAAAAAAAAUGAUUUAUACCCCCGCAUUAGCUGGUAAAAACAUUCAAUAAUCUUUAAUAAGCAGUGGCAGAUUAACCAUUUUGCUGCCCCUAGGCAUCAACAUCUAUCCAUUUCAAGGUGGCUUCAAUCAUUUAUAAUUUUGAUAAAAGGAAAAAUAGUUUAAAAAAAGAUUUAUAU
Molecule: messenger RNA, 1896 nt
Organism: Trachymyrmex cornetzi
Lineage: Eukaryota; Metazoa; Arthropoda; Insecta; Hymenoptera; Formicidae
Product: proton-coupled amino acid transporter-like protein CG1139
Exons: 10
Coding region: 203-1660 (485 amino acids)
Biological process (GO): amino acid transmembrane transport
Cellular component (GO): vacuolar membrane
Molecular function (GO): L-amino acid transmembrane transporter activity
Source: RefSeq, a predicted model, not a curated record